GUCAUAUCGUUCGCUUGCCAGUGAUCGCUUGCUAGCAUGACAGACAAAAAGAAACAGCCAAGCUUCGGAGAAAGAGUGAAAAUCAACGUCGGUGGCACCAUAUUUGAAACUUCGCUUUUCACUCUGACAAGACUAGACAAUACGAUGCUUUCUGCCAUGGUCGCUAAUCGUUGGAGAAACCAAGAAGAGCUCUUCAUUGACCGAAGUCCGACUCAUUUCGCAAAAGUACUGGAUUACCUCAGAGAUGGUGCAAGUUUUGCUCUUCCUAAAGACGAUGAUGCUCGACAAGCUCUUCGUAAAGAAGCUGAGUUUUACAACAUUCCCGACCUUGCCAAGAUGUGCUGCUAUGAGUUCAAAGUCUUAAAUAAAGUGCAGUGGAAGGACAACAAUGUUAUUGAGGCAUAUUGGAAAUUUCUUGUCAGACAUCUGUUUAAUCCAUCAGAUAAGAAGACGUGUAUGGCUUGUAUGUGCACUGUGAACGGAUAUGUGGGUCCCACCACAACUGCGUCUUACAGUAUGGGGCGUUCUGUGUCGCCUUCAAAUUAUGAUAAUUGGGUGCUCCUGAAGCACCAUAUGCGAACCAUGAAAGGGACCGUGGCACAGGUGUUUGAGCAGUGCUGCCGUGUGAAGUAUAGCUCUGCGCACGAGCUACAUCUUCCGAAAUCUGCAUUGCGUUUAUCGAGAUAAUCUUAGAUUUUGCAUGUAUUCUUCGAAAUUUUAUUCUGUACUGAAUGUCUAAUCUCCACAUCAUGAUAAUGUUGUCCUCAGUGUGAAGCGAAACACCAUCUAUCUGUAGUCCAUGCAUAUCUUGUGCCUCAUAAAAC
Messenger RNA from Cylicocyclus nassatus, 824 nucleotides. The record is from the annotation of a GenBank genome assembly. NCBI's taxonomy places the organism in Eukaryota, Metazoa, Nematoda, Chromadorea, Rhabditida, Strongylidae.